UCAGACUGAAGACAUUCGUGGUGAAGAGCUUGUGAGAUGCUUUUGCCGGGAAAACUGUGACGCACCAGCUGACGGAGGUGGCGGACAGCUGUGGAAGAUUACGUCGGCAUUGCUUGUCUGAGGGACUUUAAAAUCCAAAUCACAGUAUUUGGUGCAUCAGUAAAGUCCACUGCUUAAUAACAGCUACAGCUAUUACGCAAAGACACACAGAGGUACGUAUCAAACUUUUUUGGUCGGAUCCAGCCAACCGAAUCACUUGGACUGAUCGAUUCAUUCACAAGAAUGGAUUAGCUUUAGUCUCGUGACAGAUAAGUAUGAUAAAUGACAACUUGUUUAGAUGAUGUAUUGUAAAACAUCCGAAGGGAAGAAGUGUUAUCAGCUACUUCAGCUUAUAAAACAGAAGACAUCAAUAACUCGGUCACAUUAUUGCUUUAGCUCUACAAUAAUUGACAAACUAUCUGAUGACUUUAAAGUGUGGUCCAUAAAAUGAGAGGUACUCCGAAGCCUUUAUACGAUGAUGGUGUGGUUAUUUUUGUUCAUUGAUAUUUGUUGGCUUGUAAAAUGUUUGUGGAACAAGAUAAAGGAAGUGGUAACGCGUUAGUGUUUGAACUCUUAGUGAGUUUAACUGUCAUCAUUUCAGAGAAGUCCAGUCAAAAUGCGGUUGACCGAAGCCGCACUGUGCAGGAGGUUAAAAACCGGAAAAACGGUUGUUACGAAUUUUAAGUCUGACAGUGUUUCCUGCACUACUUACUCGAUUUAUACUUAUUCUUACACCACCCUUACUCACUCUACAAUGUAGAAAGAUUGACGAACAAAUUUUUAGGCAAUCAAUAAAAACUAUCGUUGCCCGAAUCCUGAACGAAUGACUCGAAUGAGCCGAUUCUUUUUAGGAAUCAGAAACACACAGCGCGACCAACGUAGCUCGAUUCCUGAUCGAAUGAUUCGAUGGAGCCGAUUCUUUUUAGUGAAUUAGAAACAUUCAGCGUGACCAGCGUAGCUGAACGCUAGACUUGCAUGAAUCAAUUCUUCAUAUAUCAUCAAUGACCUUCCGCGUGACUAACGUAGUCAUUAAAAGUCGUGAUAAAUACACAAUUUACAAGAAUUGCAUCAGGUUUAUUAGUGAUUUGUAAUAUCUGCUCUGUUCAAUGUCAUAAUUUCGCAACAGACUGAGGGCGAUAAAUGACGAAGAAUAACAUUUUUUUUGUUAACUCCCCCUCAGUCCUCUAUGACCUUAUGUUCUCUCUGCUCUGACAGGGUUGAUGAUGGACAACGGAGGGUUUUGCAACGGUUACUAUCCCAGUGGAAGCAGUGAUGAUGAGCUGGUGGAUAUUUCAGAUGUCACAGAGAACUUCACUGAGGAUGUCCCGCCUCUGGACCUAGAUAACAGAGCGGGUAAGGACACAGGCAAUACAGAAGAUGAUAUUAACCAUCCUAAGCUGAUAGAUCUACUGGAUGACACCGUUCCUGCCAUUGGCACUUAUGAGGACUUCAACACCAUCGACUGGGUUCGGGAGAAGUCUAAAGACCGAGAUCGGCAUAGAGAGAUCACCAAUAAGAGUAAGCAUUCCACCGAAGCCUUGCUCUUCAGCAUCAGUGAUGCCUUUUCCGGCUGGCUUCUGAUGCUUCUCAUUGGACUCAUGUCAGGAGCCUUGGCUGGAGGUAUAGACAUUGCUGCCCAUUGGAUGACGGACCUUAAAGAGGGCGUGUGCCUGAAUGGGUUCUGGUUUAAUCACGAGCACUGCUGCUGGGCGUCCAAUGAGAGCACUUUCCACGAAAGAGACAAGUGUCCCCAGUGGAGAAGCUGGGCAGAACUCAUGGUUGGCGUCAGUGAGCAGGGCGGUGUAAAUGUGCUGAAUCAUUUCAUGUAUGUGAGCUGGGCUCUUCUCUUCGCCUUCCUGGCUGUGAUUCUUGUGAGAGCUUUCGCCCCUUAUGCUUGCGGUUCAGGAAUACCAGAGAUUAAGACCAUCCUGAGUGGCUUUAUAAUUCGGGGUUACCUGGGGAAGUGGACUUUGAUCAUAAAGACCGUCACACUUGUGCUGGCCGUCUCGUCUGGCCUCAGUCUGGGGAAGGAGGGUCCGCUGGUUCAUGUAGCCUGCUGCUGCGCAAACAUCCUCUGCCAUUUCUUCACCAAAUACCGUCGAAAUGAGGCCAAGAGACGAGAGGUGUUGUCUGCAGCAUCUGCAGUGGGAGUGUCUGUAGCAUUCGGUGCUCCCAUUGGAGGGGUGCUUUUCAGUUUGGAAGAGGUCAGCUACUACUUCCCUCUAAAGACUCUGUGGCGUUCGUUCUUCGCUGCUCUGGUCGCAGCAUUCACCCUUCGCUACAUUAAUCCCUUCGGCAACAGCCGACUGGUCCUUUUCUACGUGGAGUUCCACACUCCCUGGCAUCUUCUAGAACUUAUCCCUUUUGUGCUUCUGGGCAUCUUCGGUGGGCUUUGGGGUGCUUUCUUCAUUCAUGCUAACAUUGCUUGGUGCCGUCUCCGUAAGAACACCCGUCUUGGCCACUACCCUGUCAUUGAGGUUCUGGUGGUCACCCUGCUCACAGCGUUGCUGGCGUUCCCAAUCGAGUACACUCGGAUGAGCAGCAGCGAACUGAUCUCUGAGCUGUUUAAUGACUGUGGUCUGCUGGACUCAUCCAAACUCUGCAACUACACCGUCAACAGUGGAAGCACAUCUGGAAGUGUUAAUGCCACUGCCGCUAAUGGUCUGGGGGCUCGGCUGGCGGGACCAGGUCUCUAUACAGCUAUGUGGCAGCUAGCUCUUGCUCUGGUCUUUAAGAUGCUCAUCACUGUGGCUACAUUUGGCAUGAAGGUGCCUUCUGGUUUAUUCAUCCCUAGUAUUGCGGUGGGGGCUAUAGCAGGCAGACUUCUUGGAGUGGGCAUGGAGCAGCUAGCCGUACACAACCACGAACGGGACAUUUUGAGAGGCUGGUGCUCUCCAGGGGCAGACUGCAUCACGCCGGGCCUGUAUGCCAUGGUGGGCGCAGCAGCCUGUCUGGGUGGUGUGACCCGUAUGACCGUCUCUCUGGUGGUCAUUAUGUUCGAGCUGACGGGAGGUUUAGAGUACAUUGUGCCCCUCAUGGCUGCCACCAUGACCAGCAAAUGGGUCGCUGAUGCUCUGAGUCGCGAGAGCAUUUACGAGGCCCACAUCCGCCUCAAUGGUUACCCUUUCCUGGGGGCCAAAGAAGAAAUCCGCCACAAGACUCUUGCCACGGAUGUGAUGCGGCCGCAGCGGAGCGACCCGCCACUGUCUGUGCUGACGCAGAGCAGAAUGACUGUCGAGGAGGUGGAGAGACUCAUCGCAGACACCACCUACAGCGGCUUUCCUGUGGUUAUCUCACAGCAGUCUCAGAGAUUGGUGGGCUUUGUGUUGAGGAGGGAUCUGGUCAUAUCCUUAGAAAAUGCACGGCGGUAUCAGGAGGGUGUAGUCAGCGUGUCUGCUGUCCUGUUCACUGAAUGUGACCCGCCCGCGUCACCCAGCGCUCCUCCUGCAGUCAAACUGCGCAGCAUCUUGGACCUCAGCCCCUUUACGGUCACGGCUCACACGCCCAUGGAAAUCGUGGUGGACAUCUUCCGCAAGCUUGGCCUGCGGCAGUGCCUCGUCAUUCAGAAUGGGCGUUUGCUGGGAAUCAUCACUAAAAAGGACAUUCUUAAACACAUGGCGCAGAUGGCCAACAGAGACCCGGAAUCAAUCCUCUUCAACUGAAGACUCUUAAGACUGAACAGACAGGAUAAACUGACUCCUGCACACACACACACACAGAGGGCUGAAUCAUCCUGCGAUGAUGCUGACAGUGGUAGGACUCUGUGACACUGAGGUACUGCUAUAUAGAGUGGUCUGAGAGUGGCCUAAGGCAGCUUUUCGCAGCUCCAGUAGUGGACAUGUUCAGACAGGAGCUGUUUAUCCUGUCCGGAGGCUACAGAGACAGCAAUGUGAGUAAUGCUGUCCCCUCACACCUGUGACACCUCAUAAAAGCUGAUCUGAAUUGUUGCCAUCAGGACUUGCUGCAUGUGGACCAAAUGCUUUUCCUGUCUGCAUUUAUAUUUAAAUUUGGGGAUCAAUGACGACUUCUUUUUUUGUGUUCUUUAUUAGUUUAUGGUGCUUUACUUUACUAAAAGUAGCUUGAACUAACUUUCCACGGUUGCUAGUCUCUCAGGCUCGUCUGGGUUGCUGGUUUUUGGGAAUUUGGGGUAUUUAUUGGGCUGGGAGACCCAACUGACUGAGACCAGCCAACAAAAGGUAGCUUAAGCUAUUAUUUAGCAGGAUUUCCAUCCCUGGAGUGACGUUUGACCUCUAAAGGAACUUCAGAAGGGUGAGAACAUUCCUGAGAUGAUCUGGCAAACGUGCGUUAAGGGUGUCUUGUCUGAACCUGCGUGUGUCGAACGAUCCCUGUGGGAAGAUGUGCCGCCUUUUGUCAAAAUGCAGUGAGAUUUGGUGUAUCAUAUUGAAAAGUCAUACAGACGCACUUACUUUUUCUCAUUUAUGCAUAUUAGCUAAACGCCGCCAGUAGUGCUGUUCCUCUAUUUCUCACUCUAAAGAAGGAAGUUUUGAAGAUAACGCGCCACUUUUGAAGCGUUUUAUAUAUGACUUCAACAAGACAGAAGUCAAUGUUGAUUUUUAUUGUGGAUGGUGCCUUAAAGGAAUGGUUCAUCCAGAAAUUCUGUCAUUUACUCACCCUUUUAAUGUUCCAAAUCUGUAUGAUUAUUUUAUUCUUCUGUAAAACCUAAAAUAAUAUAUUCUUUUGAGAGAGUCUUAGUGGGGGCUUUUGUCGAUUGCAGUGAUUGCAACUGAAACUGUUUGGUUACCAACAUUCUUCAAAAUCUGUUCUUUUGUGUUCUGCAGAAGAAUACAAAGUCAUACUGUUUUGGAACAACAUAAGGGUAAACAGAUGACAGAAUUUUCUUUUUUGUAUGAAAUAUGCCUUCAACAGUUAUGUUGAAGUGCCCUGGUUCUCCCUUUGUCAUUCUGCUAUUACAACAAGCUAUUUGGUCUUACCAGUGGCAUAUGAUUUCCAAAAGUUUGUAGUGGCUGCUAAACAACUGAUUUCCACUCAGCUUCCCAAAUGAACCAAGCUGCUGUUCCUGUGUGGCACCACCAGGCGACACUAACUCACAGACUGUUCAUUCUGGACAUUGUGCGCCAUCUGAUUGAUUCUUGGCCCGGUUCACUUGCUGGGUGUGUUGCGGCAUUCUCUCAUGUCAUUACAGUUGGGACUCCUUACAUUUCUAUGCUCACAGUGAGCACCUGGGCCCCUCGGUUCCUUCAUCCAUCACCUCGCUGUCCUUCUCAUGUAACCAAGCUAUCAUCCUCAGACAACCUCAGCGAAGCAUCUCCAGGCAACUCCCUUGUUUGUCCGUGAGGACCCAAUCAUGACAUAACAAGAUCCUCCCUGUAAUGAAAGGGAAACACUCAUACUGUAGUCCUCUUCCUUGCUCGACUUUUAUCUCUGUGCAUUUUAAAACCUCCACCCUCCAGUUUAGUGCAUGGUAUUUUUCCCCUGCAUUGGCAUUUGGGUGGUUUAUGACCUAUUAAAGGCAUUUGAUUCUUUUCGUGCCUGUUCUAAAUGCUCUUUCCCUACUCGCUGUAAUUCCCGAGAGCUGGAUUAGGGGCAGGGAGGUCGUGGAGGGCUAUUGUUCCCAUUCGCUCCUGCUCGUCUGGGCUCCCGGUCGCCAGGAUGUCCCCCGACCGCUUCCCUUAAGCACCGUCACGCAGCCCCGACCGCCUUCCACUCUUAGAAAGACAAUUUCCGGUCCAGUCUUUAAACAACAGGCGAUUCUGAACUAUAUAAUAGAGUAGGGGAAAAAAGAAAUUCUUGCGCUGUGAUUAUUGAAAGAAAAAGGUGUGUGUAUGUGUGUGAAUAUUUGUGUGUGGGGCCAUAGGGGUGUUGGAAGGAGAGAUUACACUUUUCUCUUUUGCCUUCCGUGGAAAACUUCGAAAUAUGGGAGGAGGGAGAGCAGAAAAGAUUAAUUAAACAGUGUUCACUGGUCAGUGGAGGGAGCGUUUCACAAAGGUCCCCUCUGUGUCACAAGGGGGGGUUAUUGGAAAGACUUGGCAUGAAGGACUUUCACUCAUUCCUGCAAUCCGGGUGGGUGCUGAGCCUCUUUGCGCUGUAACCCAAUACUCGAUUGGUGCAGAAGGACCCAGGCCAGGACAGGACCAAAUGAAAUGGGCAAGGACAUGCAACAGACCUCCUAUGUUCUUAUCUACAGAACGUGGCUCACAGAACGCAACUUUUCAACUCAGGAAGCAGCAUGUAAACAGCUGUUAUUUGGUGUCUACUUGCCUUUUUCUAUGCAAACAGUUGAGGGCUGAGGACAAAUGCUUAACCUAAGUAAAUUGCUUUUACAGGUGUCAAUGAGCAUGUAUAUCCAAUUGUUUUGUUUUUGCCAAAAAUACUAUACGGUUAUUACCAAAUUUAUUCUAAAGCACUUAUCGGAGAUGAAGUAUGUGUCCAUUUUAUGGAUGAGAUGUUAGCUUUAAUAGGUAUUUAUUUGCACACAAAUGUUUUCCAUUACAGUAUUUGUAUGUCUGUGCUUAUAUCAUAUUGUCAAAAGAACUUUUGUCCAUUUGAAGAAACCUGAAUGAUGCAUUCCAUGCAGACUUCAUUCAUCUGGAGGUCAAAAAGUAUGUUUAUGUAUUAAAUAUAAAAAUAAUGGCUUAUGGCUUCAAGUUUUUGGUUUAUCUUACAUACUCAAAGACUCCAGGACUUGAAAAUUCCAGAAAUAUUAGCAUUCACCCCCAACCCAGAAUCCCAAUAGACUCUGGUGGCUGUAGAAACAGAUCCAUGCUGGUUCGUGUUCAGUGUGGUAUUUGAAGGAAAUCGCUGAGGGUCUCUUAAAACGCCACAGGAUUGUGGGUGAGUCUCAUCUAUUGCUUCAGAACUUUUUUUUCCCCCACAACUUUUGAAGGCCAAUGUUUUAAUAGCUAUUCUUUUGCAACUUUAUUAUCAGGAAUAUUGUCUUUUGAAAAAGCACAAAUGCUUUUUAAAGUAGCAACAAUGUGAAAUGAUCUGUCUAGGGCGUGUUUUUGCUUGUUUUUUUUUUAUUGUUCACAGAUGACUUCGAGAAUAAUUGUACAUGGAUCUGUAAACAAAACACACCCUUGUAAUUCUUCAGCUCAGGUUCAUUGUGCUUGUAGCGUUUGUUAAAAAAAAGCACUGCUUUUAUGUAGCGCGUUACUUAUCCUGUGCCAUUUUAAGAUGGGUAACGUAUGGAAGUCUGUUUCUGGGUCGGAGUUGAAGAAAUAAUGUAAUUGCAAUGAUUUUGGUUGCAUUCGUUUCUCACAAUCUGAUACUAUAUCUCGAAAUGUGAGAUAGCUACAACUUUGACUUAACAUCUUACAUUUGUUCCUAUAUAUCAUAUCAGAGCCUUUCUCUCUUAUUUUAUUUGAAACUGGCCUCAUUUCAGUGUCUCAGACAGGAGAGGAGAUGGCUAUGGGACUGAGGGAUGAUGAUUGUCUCUCAGGAAGGAGGUGAUCCAGCCCCGCCGCCGCUCUCCCUGUGCCAGCUGUCCCAUUUGUUUACUUGUGUUUACUCUUUUUAGGCCCUGCAAAAAUAAAUGAGAUAAGUGAAUCCUGUGUGUGUGUGUGUGCUGAGAUGUUUUGAUUCGGAGAGCAUUUUGAUUCUUGUGACAUUCCAGUGUUUUCUGGUGGAUUCUGGGUAUUGGGGAGGACAAGGUUGGGUUUGUGAAUAGGAAUGCCUGGUGGUCUUCAUGAAUGGCAGAAAAGUUUUAACGAUGACACAUAUGAGUGACAGAUUGCUUGGGAGCGCUGGCAAGGGGAAUGUGUGAUGGAGUGUUUCAGUUGAUGUGAGUGAGGGUAGAUAUGCUCAGGGUGUGUGUGGCCACAUCUAAUAGUGAAUAGAUUGGUGUGUGUGGUCAAUGCUGAUUUAGUAAAAUGGUGUGCUUGUGAGUGUGCUUUCUUUUUCCUUUUUUGAUGGUGAGACAUCAGGAUCCUAAGCAGACGUGAGAAUGAUGGUGACUCGUAGUUGGUUGUCUAGAAGACAGAAGAUGCUUGGAUCUGAGUGCAUACACUUUUAUGUGGGUUUUCAUAUGACAAAAUAUCCCUUAAAGGGAAGGCCCCAGUGGUGAGUAUAUGCUUCGUAAGCAAGAGUCGUUAUAUAUCUGGCAUUGUAUUUUAAGAGCUUUGUUUAUCUUGGCCAUAGUGCAAAGAUAAAACAAAUUGUGAAAUAUUGUAAAAUGUCAGAAGCCUUGCCAACUGGUUGAAAUUGUCAAUUGUUAAAGUGGUUUGUUAAUUGAACAAACUAACUUCCAGUCAAUUAGUGGAGAUACUAAUAAUAAAUUUGCAUCCUACUUACCUGAUUUUUAGCAAAGUAGUAAUUACUACAUGGUGAGCAUUAUGUAUUACAUUAUGUAAUAUUCUUGAGACAUGCUUAAGAGGUUUGCAAUGUGAUCCCACAUUUUGAAAUCAUGUCCUGUUCAUAAAUAAAAUAUAUAAAUUA
Molecule: messenger RNA, 8454 nt
Organism: Carassius auratus (goldfish)
Lineage: Eukaryota; Metazoa; Chordata; Actinopteri; Cypriniformes; Cyprinidae
Product: H(+)/Cl(-) exchange transporter 5
Exons: 12
Coding region: 1260-3701 (813 amino acids)
Biological process (GO): chloride transport; transmembrane transport
Cellular component (GO): early endosome; Golgi apparatus; synaptic vesicle
Molecular function (GO): voltage-gated chloride channel activity
Source: RefSeq, a predicted model, not a curated record